CAGCAAUGGAUUCAGAUCAUCGUCUCAAAGCCUAUCGCUUCGUUGCCUAUUCGGCUGUAACCUUCUCGGUAGUUGCAGUACUCUCAGUAUGCAUCACACUUCCGUUGGUCUACAACUACGUGAGCCAUGUGAAGCAUUCGGUGAAGAGCGAAAUCCGAUUCUGCAAGAGUUCUGCCAAUGACAUCUGGGGUGAGGUGACGCAUUUGAAGGGACUCCCCACAGGAAACAGAACUGCUCGUCAAGCUGGUUAUGACGAAGCUGUAGGAGGUGGUGGAGGCGGUCAAGGC
Molecule: messenger RNA, 287 nt
Organism: Cylicocyclus nassatus
Lineage: Eukaryota; Metazoa; Nematoda; Chromadorea; Rhabditida; Strongylidae
Source: the annotation of a GenBank genome assembly